Molecule: messenger RNA, 741 nt
Organism: Knipowitschia caucasica
Lineage: Eukaryota; Metazoa; Chordata; Actinopteri; Gobiiformes; Gobiidae
Source: the annotation of a GenBank genome assembly
AUGAGCAGACAGCAGCAGGCGAUGAGAGAGACUGGGUGGAGCACUAACAUGCAGCGUUUGGUGGUACACGCCCUCGUCAUGAGACAGUUGGGAAGGUUAAACCCGCAGCACUUGGUCGCAGCCGGAUAUGGACUCCGCCACACUGAAUGGUGCCCCAGGACAAUCCACACGCGUCAGCUCUGGGGCUGCUCUGUGGCCCCUGCACACACUCACAGACCCUCCUUUAGCAGCAGAGACGCACUUAGGAGCUGGGCAGCCCAUCAUUUACGGUUUAAAAGUAGUAAGAAGAAGGGUUUUAGUCGAACUGGACACGUGGAGGAGGAGGAGGAGGAGGAGGACGAAGAUGAAAAAGACCCAGAAGACAGCGAUUAUGAAGAAGCUAUGGAAGACCCAAAUGUGCCCAAGGACUACAAGGACCUGGAGAAGAACGUACAGUCUUUUCGUUUUGACAUCGUAAUGAAAGCUGGAUUAGACAUGGCACGGAACAAAAUUGAAGAUGCAUUCUAUGGAAAUAAGCUGCGGCUAAAUGGACAGAAACUGAUCAAGAAAAGUAAAACGGUAAAAGUCGGGGACACGUUAGACCUGGUUUUGGAGGAAAACCGAGAAACUAACACGGUUAAAUUGAUGAGAGUUGUUCUGAGAAAAGUUUUUCCUGAAGCCAGCAGCACAGACAAACACAAAGUUGCAUUAAGGCGCUGGAAGUCCCUUGAGAUUUCUAAAACAGAUGCUUUAAAAUCCUGA